Messenger RNA from Oreochromis aureus, 3401 nucleotides. RefSeq names its product calpain 10 (gene capn10). Gene Ontology annotation, biological process: proteolysis. Gene Ontology annotation, cellular component: cytoplasm. Gene Ontology annotation, molecular function: calcium-dependent cysteine-type endopeptidase activity. The transcript has 13 exons. Lineage: Eukaryota; Metazoa; Chordata; Actinopteri; Cichliformes; Cichlidae. The coding region runs from base 338 to 2335 and encodes 665 amino acids. The record is from RefSeq and is a predicted model, not a curated record.
CCCAGCAGUGGGCGGCAGUGCCCGCAGCACAGGAAGGAUUCACUGCAUCACCGGAAGACCCCGUGUCUGUUUUAUUUUCACCAUCACGCUAUGUCUGCUGUCGAUAUAACUUUUACUCAUCGCUAAAUAUGUCACAGUGAGAGAAAACCGCUGUGGUUAUGGAUUUAAAACCACGAUAAGAUGAAGCGAUAUGGAGAUGCUAGCGUACCUGCUGUGUGUGUCUGUGCUGUGCAAGCUAGCUCGAGCUAACGAUGCUAUUAUAUACAGUGACAGCUACGUGGCGAAAUGAGCUUAAAAGAGGAGCAAGCAGGUUUCCAGGCUGAAAGCAGCAGGAGCCAUGAAAGAAGAGGGCAGGGCAGAGUGCGGACGUCCAGCUCUGUAUGAGGACCCGGACUUCCGCUGUGUGGACGCCUCCCUGUUCUCUGGCAGCUCCACGCCUCUGGCCAGACUGCAGGGAGACAUCACCUGGCUACGGCCCCAAGAGAUCUGCCCGUCACCAGCACUCUUCCCAAGCAACAUCAGCCUGGGGCAUGCAAAGCAAGGCCUGUUAGGAGACUGCUGGUUCCUCUGUGCGUGCACCUUCCUGCUCAAGAACAAACAGCUUUUAAACAAGGUUCUGCCUGAAGACCAGCCACAGUGGGGUGACAGCAGGUACAGAGGCUGCUUUCAUUUUCGCUUUUGGCAGCAGGGACACUGGACAGAGGUGACCAUUGACGACCGCCUGCCCUGCAUUAAUUCAGCUCUCUGCUUCUCAUGCUGCCACUCCCCCACUGCCUUUUGGGUUGCCCUCUUGGAGAAGGCCUAUGCCAAGCUUCAUGGUUCAUACGAGCGACUGUGGGCAGGUCAGGUGUCCGAGGCCCUGGUGGACUUGACAGGUGGUCUAGCCGAGCGAUGGAGCCUGGGUGACUUUGGCUCAGAGGAGGAGCAGCGAACAGCACAGGACAGUGACCAAGUCAGAAGGAAAAGGCUGGACCUGAACCUUCUGGACCCUGUGAAGGAUGACUGCGUGCUCAGCUGCUCCACUCACAGCACGCCCGGAGGACUCACUGAACUGGAUCAGUACCACGCUCUGACUGUCAUGGAGUGGCUGGAUGUGAAGACGGUGUCAGGGGGUGAAGUACGACUGCUAAGGAUCAGAAAUCCUUGGGGAAGACGCUACUGGGGAGGAGCCUGGGUAUGGAGAGGUGCAGGUUGGGAUUCUGUUGCCCCUGAUUGUGCUUCGGAGCUACAAGCCAGGGUGGCAGAGGGCGAAUUCUGGUUGGACGAGGCUGAAUUUAUGUCCCAGUUUGAUGACGUCACAGUGGGCUAUCCCAUCAGUGAGGAAGGAUACUUGAAGAGCAUUUAUACUGGAAACCUGCUGACACACAGUCAUCAGCUGGCUGGUCGCUGGGUAAAAGGGCACUCUGCUGGCGGCAGCCGAAACUGCGGCAGCUACGGCAGCAACCCCAAGUUUUGGCUUAAAGUGUGCGAGAGAGGAGAGGUGGUGGUGUCCCUGCUGCAGUGCCGGAAAUGGAGAAACACAGAGAAAUAUGCACAAACCCCAGUCGAGGACAGCAACAACAUGAAGCACCAGCAUUACCAGGCCAUCGCGCUGCACUUGUGGAAGGUGGAAAAGAAGCGUUUCAAUCUGAGCCGGAUGUUGAACAAACCUCCUCGCGCUUCUACUCACUGCCAUGCCUACGAGAGAGAGGUGGUUCUCCACGGGCAGCUGGAGCCCGGAUUCUACCUUCUCAUCCCCAGCACCUACCAGCCAGGAGCCGAGGCCCGCUUUCUCAUCAGGGUCUUUUCCUCCUCUUCCAUCUCCCUCAGUGCCAUGAAAAGCCCAGCACCCCCACUGCCUUUAACAGCAGACAGUGAGUGGGAGACCAGCUACUUCUGCAGCUCGUGGGUUGAGGGAAAGACGGCCGGAGGAAGCAGGAACUUCCUGUCUCACUGGCAGAACCCCUGCUUCCCUUUUACAGUUUCUGAUGAUCCAGCAGUGACAUCAGGAGUUAACGUCAGGGUUACCCUGCACCAGAGCCGGCCUGACACGGAUUUGCACCCUAUUGGCUUCCACAUUUAUAAGGUACUAGAAGGGCAAUCUGAGCAGAUGCUAUCCAGGGAUGAGGAGCCUGUGGCCAGCUGUGUCCCUCACUGUUACACGCAGGACGUCAGUCUGGCCUGUUCACUUCCUCCCGGGGUUUACUCCAUAGUGCCGUCCACUUAUCAGCCCGACUGCUCUGCAGGCUUCACUGUAAGCCUCGCUCGCAGAAUACAAAGGAAAGUAGUGAAAAGCCAGGAAAGACUCGGGAAAGCCGUUCAGGAGGUUUCUCACGUCUCUGUGAUGCAGAGCUAGAUCUCUGGGACCGUUGCUGCUCCACUAACAUCGACUUACCUCCAUUUGCCUCUUGGCCCGCGAUGAAAGAACCAGCCAGACCACAGAUAUCGUGUGUGUGUUUGUGUGAGCAUACAUGUACACGCUCCCUGUGGAUGAGAAGGCAAGCAGGCUUAGUGGGAAUCCCAAAAAAAAAGCCUUUAUCCUGAACCGCCGAGGCUCUGGGUUGAUGGGCAGCUACAUGCUUGUCGGCGAUUAGGACAUCAGAGGUUGUCGGUGGGCUGGGCUGCUAAUGAAGUAUGACGGGACUGGCUGGUGUAAACAAACAGCCGCCACUGAAGAAGGCCGCCGCUGCUCUUGCUCAUUCACUCACUGGUGCGCCUGCCGGCCCAGAACAAAGGGCCCUCUCAUGAAGGUCCUCGCGGAGGCACAGGGGGCAAGGGGCGAGGGGAUGGUCUGCAGAAGCAGCGCCAACCGAACCACACCACACCAUACCGUGAUAUACCACCCCGGAGCUUUCCUGCUGUCCCUCACCCCCAGACAUUCUGCUUUUUAUCUGGCUUUAAUUGUUUGUUUCAAAUACACAAACACAGGGGUUUUCAUGGUCUUGUAGCCAAUAAGCUCCCAUAAUUCUGUAUAAUGCCUAAACCGAUUUGGACCAAAAGAAGUCCCAACUCCAUCCUCACCCUCCAGCUCCCUUUGUUUGUGAUUUUUUUUUUGCCGCCCCCCCUCAAAACUCGGUCCACAGCUCUGCUUGGACCUGAGCACAGCUACUGUUUGAAGGCGCCGCGAGAACAGAUUACAAGCAGAGGGAUGGAAAGCGAUGAAACGAGGGUUGCGGCGUAUCAGAGGAAGUCGCUUGCUCUGAUGAAGCCGCUGUGUUGAGCCUGUGUGAGGCUGUUCUUGUGUGACGGUGUAUGUCGGCCUGCACAUACGUCUGCGCUGAAGUCACAGGGUUUCUGAUUAUUCAACAGAGUCAUCAGACUCUGAAAAACUACAAUUAACAGAUCACAGUGGUACUAAUGUGUAUUUAUUACAUCUGAAAGUUCUGAAAUGUGGAGAAUAAAAUAAAAUUAUUGGGACUUUU